This is a messenger RNA of Macrosiphum euphorbiae (potato aphid), 357 nucleotides long. Lineage: Eukaryota; Metazoa; Arthropoda; Insecta; Hemiptera; Aphididae. The record is from the annotation of a GenBank genome assembly.
AUGGGAAACAAUUUUAACAAGAAUACAUUAGGACAAAAAGUUGUUUGGAAAGAUGUAAAAGUAUUGAAAGUUUCUAAAGAACAUCCUGAUAGACUUUUUUAUAAAACAUCAUAUGAAGAGAAGGAUUUUGGUGAAAUAAUAGUGAUGAACAAAACAAGAAAUGCCAAAAGAAAAAGUUGUGAUUUAGAGUUAAGUAAACUCUACACUGAACCACCAGGUAUUUCAAAAGAAAAAAAAAAAGACCUAAUUCAUCUUUGUGAAAGUAAAUUGAUUCCUGAAAACUAUCAUUAUUUUUUCGAAAAUUUGAAAGUAUCAAAUUCCUGUGUUGCUGAAGUCAAUGACGAGAACAGUGAUUAG